GUCACACAGCCCUGAACCACACACCGCCGUUAUCCUGCCACACUUCCCGGGAAGGGACUCCGAGUCCAGGGCUCACUCCGCAGCGAGGUUUGGCGGACGGACGCGGGCCAUGGUGUGUCGGCGUAACUCCGCUGACAGAGCGGUGCUGCUCCCCGCUGCGCUGUACGUCUGCGGCUUUCUCAGGGUCGUUCCAGCAUUGGACGUGGUACAACAACUACUGGAGUGCGAUCGCGCGGCGGUCGCUGCAGGAGACACGACCGGAUGUAGCUGGGCGCUGGCCUACAACAGGAGGACACUUACCCGCUACAACACCCAGACGCACCACUUCACUGUGGAGGGCACAGCACUGAAAGCCGAGGUGGAUGCCCUGAACAAGGACCCGGGCAUCCUGGACAAAGUGGAUUCUGCGAUACAGCAGGGCAUCACUUUAACCCAGCAGCUCCUGGAAGCUGCAAAGCCAAUCCUGGAUCAGACAGUGCCUCCCUCGGUACGAAUCCAGUCGGAGGGUCAGUCAUGGAAUGGCCUGGCCCAGCAGCUGCGAUGCUCAGUGACGGGCUUCUCCCCCCGAGCGGUGAAUGUGAGCUGGCUGAGGGACGGAGAGGACAUGGGCCCCGUGGUGCUGCACCUUCCCAUCCUCCCCAACAGCCAAGGGACCUUCCAGACUGCGGCCUACAUCACCGUGGAGCCUGAGCCUCCCGCUACCUACACCUGCCUGGUUCAGCACGCCUCCUACCCCUACCCAGAGGGGUAUCGCCUGGACUGGGUCGGCGGUCACCAUUUCUCUCUGUCGCCGGCUGCCAUUUUGGGAAUAUUGUUUGGAAUUGUGGGAGCCAUCUUCGUCAUGGUCGCUGUCUACCUUCACCUGAAGUCUCAAGGUCGCCACGCUGGGAUCUUUGAACCCACAGAAAGCGAGAUCGCCACACACAUUCCUGACGUUUCCCGAUUCCCCGCAGUGCUUUUCCUGAAAAAUCGACGGCAGGGCCGAUCAAACCAGCCCGAGACCAGCGUGCGAUCCAACGCCAGCGCGACGUCAGGAGAUGGAUUGACCCAGCACCCAGCGUGAGGACCCGGCUGGAGGGAGAGCGCAGGUGGCUUUGGCUGGAAGGUGAUCAUUGUCACAACGAUGGAGGCCGCUCUGCCCGGUGUCUCUGUACUAGCUCACGCAGCCCCACCCUCCACGCACCCCACCCAACCCCACCUUCGCCCCUCGAAUAACAGUCUGAGUCCCCGCACCCCAAUCUCCCGCCCCCUCGAUUCUCCAUCCUUCCACCAAUGGGAAGCACCCUCUUCAUCUCCCUCCUGACCCAGAAAACCCUUCCCUCCUGUGAAGGGGUGGGGGCGGGGGGGUGAGGGGGAUGGGGUGGCUGAUACUCAGCACAGAGAAGGUUCUAGAGGCUCGAAGACCGACCCAUCCCGGCUCACCCCUUCUCCCCCACAAACACUCAAAGUGUGGGACCCCACCCCCAACCCUCAUUUCAUGAAUUUGAGAGAAUCGAUUUCUCUUGUAAUCAGUGACC
Messenger RNA from Hemiscyllium ocellatum (epaulette shark), 1517 nucleotides. Its product is annotated as class II histocompatibility antigen, B-L beta chain-like. Gene Ontology annotation, biological process: positive regulation of T cell mediated cytotoxicity; antigen processing and presentation, exogenous lipid antigen via MHC class Ib; antigen processing and presentation, endogenous lipid antigen via MHC class Ib. Gene Ontology annotation, cellular component: external side of plasma membrane. Gene Ontology annotation, molecular function: lipopeptide binding; exogenous lipid antigen binding; endogenous lipid antigen binding. The record is from RefSeq and is a predicted model, not a curated record. The coding region runs from base 110 to 1063 and encodes 317 amino acids. The transcript has 8 exons. NCBI's taxonomy places the organism in Eukaryota, Metazoa, Chordata, Chondrichthyes, Orectolobiformes, Hemiscylliidae.